This is a messenger RNA of Hippocampus comes (tiger tail seahorse), 3920 nucleotides long. It is a transcript of the gene vps39, whose product is annotated as VPS39 subunit of HOPS complex. Gene Ontology annotation, molecular function: protein binding. The coding region runs from base 498 to 3125 and encodes 875 amino acids. Gene Ontology annotation, biological process: vesicle-mediated transport; autophagy; intracellular protein transport. Lineage: Eukaryota; Metazoa; Chordata; Actinopteri; Syngnathiformes; Syngnathidae. The record is from RefSeq and is a predicted model, not a curated record. Gene Ontology annotation, cellular component: membrane; cytoplasm. The transcript has 24 exons.
GAGUUGUGACGCAAGUCACGUGCUGCUUCCAGUCAGCUGAAGUCAGGAGGAAGUAGCUUCGAGCUAACGUGGCUAACUAGCCUGCUAACAACAACAUUAGUCUAGUUCUUUUUUAUUGACAUUAUUGACAGGAUUUUCACUCGUGAUUGUAGUUGUGGACAUAAGUUCGUGGCUGGACUUAAUGUUCCAGUUUGUGUGGAACGAGGCGCUGGGAUUUUCGCAACUUCCUAGCUAGGGAGCUAGCAGUUGUUUUGAUUUUGCACAUAGUUUGACUCUCAAAAGAAAUUCUGCCUUGUUGUUUUGUCUUUUUUAGCGUGCGUUGUGAACAUUCAAAAACGACUCCGGUGUGUUCGUGAAGGCUAAACUACCCAGGUUGGUUCAUGAAGGCUCCGCCACCACUACCACCGUGACCAGCGGCCACUCAGUGGAGCACUCGGCCAUCGAACCUCGCCUUAAUUCCGGCUUGGAACCACCGGGGCGACCCGCUGUGAGUCAAGAUGCACGACGCCUACGAGCCGGUGCCGAUUUUGGAGAAGCUCCCUCUCCAGAUUGACUGUAUGGCGGCCUGGGAGGACUGGCUGCUUGUCGGUACCAAGCCUGGACAUCUCCUUUUGUACCGGAUUAAAAAGGAUCCAGCCACCAAUCUCUUCGAAGUCACGCUUGAGAAAUCCAACAAAAACUUUUCCAAGAAGAUCCAGCAGCUCUACGUCGUCUCACAGUACAAAAUACUUGUCAGUCUUCUGGAGAACAACAUCCACGUCCACGACCUGCUGACGUUCCAGCAGAUCACCGUGGUGUCCAAAGCCAAGGGAGCCACGCUCUUUGUAUGCGACCUCCAGCAAAGUAGCUCGGGAGAAGAGACGCUGAGAAUGUGUGUUGCUGUGAAGAAGAAGCUGCAGAUGUACUACUGGAAGGAUCGAGAGUUCCAUGAGCUGCAGGGUGAGUUUGGUGCUCCGGAUAUUCCAAAGUCUAUGGCCUGGUGCGAGAACUCCAUCUGUGUCGGCUUCAAAAGAGACUAUUACCUCAUUCGGAUGGACGGACGGGGGACCAUUAAGGAGCUCUUUCCUACUGGCAAACAGCUGGAGCCGCUGGUCACCCCGCUGGCCGACGGCAAGGUCGCCGUUGGGCAGGACCACCUCACCGUCGUGCUCAACGAGGAGGGCAUUUGCACCCAGAAGUGCGCCCUGAAUUGGACCGAUAUCCCCAUAGCGAUGGAGCACCAGCCUCCGUACAUCAUCGCGGUGCUGCCCCGCUAUGUGGAAAUCCGGACCUUGGAGCCCCGGCUGCUGGUGCAGAGCGUUGAGCUGCAGAGACCUCGUUUCAUCACGUCCGCUGGACCAGACGUUGUGUACGUGGCUAGCAACCAUUUUGUGUGGCGCCUGGUGCCCGUCUCCAUCGCCACCCAGAUCCGGCAGCUGCUCGAGGACAAGCAGUUUGAACUGGCCCUUCAGCUGGCAAAGAUGAAAGACGACUCGGACGGUGACAAGAAACAGCAGAUCCAUCACAUCCAAAACUUGUACGCCUUCAAUCUGUUUUGCCAGAAGCGAUUUGACGACUCCAUGCAGGUUUUUGCCAAACUGGGCACAGAUCCCACUCAUGUGAUCGGCCUGUACCCCGACCUGCUGCCAUCCGAUUACCGCAGGCAGCUGCACUACCCCAAUCCUCUGCCGGCGCUGUCCGGGGUGGAGCUGGAAAAGGCUCACCUGGCACUCAUCGAUUACCUCACCCAGAAACGCAGCCACCUGGUGAAACAGCUCAACGACUCGGACCCGUCCACCACUUCGCCGCUCAUGGAGGGCACGCCCACCAUCAAAAGCCGCAAGAAGCUGCUGCAGAUCAUCGACACCACACUGCUGAAGUGCUACCUGCACACCAACGUGGCCUUGGUUUCGCCCCUCCUGCGCUUGGAGAACAACCACUGCCACAUCGAAGAGAGCGAGUACGUCCUCAAGAAGGCGCAUAAAUACAGCGAGCUCAUCAUUCUUUACGAGAAGAAAGGCCUGCACCAGAAAGCUCUGCAGGUUCUUCUGGACCAGUCCACCAAGGCCAACUCGCCUCUGAAGGGCCACGAGCGCACCGUGCAGUACCUCCAGAGGCUGGGAGUUGAAAAUCUGGGCAUGAUCUUUGAGUUCUCCCCAUGGGUGCUGAAGAUCUGUCCUGAAGAUGGACUGAAGAUUUUCACGGAGGACCUGACCGAGGUGGAGACGUUGCCGCGAGACAAGGUGCUCAACUUCCUGAAGGAGGGCUUCAAGGAACUGGCCAUCCCAUACUUGGAACACAUCAUCUACGUGUGGGACGACAAGGGCCCCGAGUUUCACAACACCCUCAUUCAGCUCUACCUGGAGAGGGUCCAAGGCCUGAUGAAGCAGUACCUCAACUCGCUGCCGGAAGGAGUUGCGGCUGUGCCGGUGGGGAUGGAACAAGGCGAGCUAGGAGAGUUUCGAAACAAGCUGCUGUCAUUUCUGGAUAUUUCCAGCAGUUACGAGCCGGCGCAACUCAUCAGCGACUUCCCCUUUGACGGUCUCCUGGAGGAACGAGCCCUGCUCCUGGGUCGCAUGGGAAAGCACGAGCAGGCGCUCUUCAUCUAUGUGCACAUCCUGAAGGACACUCGCAUGGCUGAGGAAUACUGUCACAGCCAUUACAGCAGCUCCGUGGAAGCCGAUAAAGACGUGUAUCUGUCCCUGCUGAGGAUGUACCUGUCCCCUCCGGACGCGCACUGCCUGGGGCCCAUCAAGAUGGAGCUGUCGGAACCACAGGCCAACCUCCAGGCCGCUCUGCAGGUCCUGGAGCUGCACCACAGCAAGUUGAACACCACCAAGGCCAUCAACUUGCUGCCAGCCAACACUCAGAUCCGCGAGAUUCGAGGCUUCUUGGAGAGUGUGCUUGAGGAGAAGGCUCAGAGGAAACGCUGCAACCAGGUGCUCAAGAGUCUCCUGCAGGCGGAGUUCCUCAGGGUGCAGGAAGAGCGCAUCUUCCACCAGCAAAUCAAAUGUGUCAUCACGGAGGAGAAGACGUGCAGAGUGUGCAAGAAGAAGAUAGGAACCAGUGCGUUUGCCAGAUAUCCCAACGGCGUGGUGGUGCACUACUUCUGCUGCAAAGACCGCAACGCAUGUCCCACCGAGUAACAUCCCAACACGUCCUCCUGUUUCACGAAAAACGAAGAAAUGAAAUAAAAAUUCAAUCCCCCAUCGCCACCCACCUGUGGAAACGCUCCUGGAAUUUCACGAGAAAUGUUCUCAAACCCUCAGAUGUUUUUUGGGGAGAACAUGGUGGCCUUUCCCUGCUGCCCCUCUCUUUUUUGUGGACAUUUGUAGCCGUACAACAAAAGGAAGAGUGAAAAUUGUGACUUAAACAGGACGCCACGGACAUGAUCGAGGACACUUGACUGUUAACAUCUUUUUCGGACUCAAGAUUGUACGCAAGGCGGUUUAUUGUCUGCUAGCAUGAAGAAUCGUGUUUUAAUUUUUUGGACCUGCUAAGAUAUUCAGCUUCAAUCACAACUGUACAUUUUUUACCCCUGUAAAGUGUUUGAAGGAAACCCAACGGCGGGAUCACUCUAGUGCAAUACUUUGAAGGGUGGACAAAGUUUAUUUAUUGCUUGGAGAGAGGUACUUGGAAUUUGAGUUACAAAUGUUUAAUUUUUGCAUUUCAGUGUGAUUGUUUAUUUAAAACAAACAAACAAAAACACACUGAUACUAAAACAAAACAAGCACUGAAUGUUUCAUUGAAUUGUCUGAACUGCCAUCGCCGCAUCCGACACGCCUACGGUAAAUGUUUGCACACGCACGUCCUGCUCCACUUUUGUAACUUCUUUUCAAAUGUGUUUGUCUGCCUUUAAUUCCUAAUAAAACAUUUUGCAGCAGGAUGCAGGAUGUUUGACUGUUAUCCUCCAGACUCAAUAAAGUAACAGAGCAAACCGA